Messenger RNA from Corythoichthys intestinalis (scribbled pipefish), 13256 nucleotides. RefSeq names its product tetraspanin 9a (gene tspan9a). NCBI's taxonomy places the organism in Eukaryota, Metazoa, Chordata, Actinopteri, Syngnathiformes, Syngnathidae. The transcript is spliced from 7 exons. Gene Ontology annotation, cellular component: plasma membrane. The record is from RefSeq and is a predicted model, not a curated record. Bases 588 to 1616 code for a protein of 342 amino acids.
AGUAGGGGCGCAGCACUCUUACUGGGAAACAGGCAAUGCUCCUUAGUUGCGUCUCUACUGAGCAGCAGAUUGGUUGCAUCACAGAUACCUGGAGAGCCGAGCACCGGCAGUGCGGGGGAAGAAGCGGCUGAGCACAACCUGCUACACUAGAAUCAGAAGCUGUGCGUUUAGUGGAAAAACAAGUUGACCAAAAAGAAGCUGAAAAGAUUAUCAGGUUGAGAAAAGUUGAGGUGGAAACAGGGCAGGUGAGACGGACUGGGGUUGCCAAAUGCGACUGGAAAAAGGUCAAGCAAAGACAUAGGGACAACUUUUCAAGAAAUGACUGAUACUCUUAACGGGAUUCCCCUUCAGGACAUUGAAAUCAAGUCAUCUUUCACAUCUCCAUUCACUUCUUCGCUGGACUCUGUCAUACUCAAAUUACUCGGCUCAGCUGUGUGAUUUGGGUUGGAUGUAAUUUGUUUUUCACCUUUUUUUCGGCUCUGGAAUCAGUGGAGACCUGGAGGACACGGCGCUCGGUCCUGUCACCUCUGAGACUAUGUUAGACUGUGUGUCAGGGAGAUCUUCAUCAGCAGCUGCAGCCCUCGAGCAUGGAGAAGUCCAGCAGUGAGGAGUCAGCUAUUCAUCGUAGCCCUUCAGUAGAAAGCUGUGACUCUGAUUUUCCUCAAGCGUCCACGUCUGGCCGCCCAUUCGGUGGCCGCGGCUUCACUGCCGGUGCUUUCUACGGCUCCACGGGGCCUCGUAAAAACACACAGCAGGGUCAGGCUGCAACAGCGGCGGCUGAGACCGGCACAGGAGACAAGAGCAACAACAAGUACAGCUCACCCAAAGGGAGCAAAUACGUGGUCUUUUACCUGGAUCUAUCCUUUGUGUUCCUUUUAGAAUUCAAGAAGUUUAACAUGGCAAGAGGCUGCCUCUGCUGUUUGAAGUAUUUGAUGUUCAUCUUCAACCUCAUCUUCUGGUUAUGCGGCUGUGGGCUGCUCGGCGUGGGCAUCUGGCUCUCCGUGUCUCAGGGCAGCUUCGCCACCUUCUCGCCCUCGUUCCCCUCACUGUCAGCUGCCAACAUGGUCAUUGCCAUCGGCGCCAUCGUCAUGGUAACGGGCUUUCUCGGUUGCCUGGGUGCCAUCAAAGAGAACAAGUGCCUGCUUCUGAGUUUUUUCAUCGUGCUGCUGAUAAUUCUCCUGACAGAGCUGAUUUUACUCAUCCUGUUCUUUGUGUACUCAGAUAAGGUGAGUGAGAAUGCUAAACAAGAUCUGAAGGACGGGCUGGCUCUGUACAACUCAGAAAACAACAUUGGCCUGAGAAAUGCUUGGAACAUCAUCCAGGCAGAGUGGAAGUGCUGCGGCGUUAUAGCCUACACGGACUGGCACGAAGCCCUGAAAGAGAAGGUCGUUCCUGACCGCUGCUGCCAGGAGCAUUACCAGAACUGUGGGCGCAACUCCACCACCAUGUUCUGGAACCGGGGCUGCUUUGAGAAAGUCGAGGAAUGGCUUGAUGACAACAAGCACCUGCUGGGAACCAUAGGCAUGGUCAUCUUGGUAGUGCAGCUUCUGGGAAUGGCGUUCUCCAUGACACUCUUCCAUCACAUCCACAGAACGGGGAAGAAGUAUGACGCCUAGCCUGUGGAGAAGAGGAACCUCAAUUCCUGAUGGGAUGGAACUCUGAAUAAAUGUACCCCCUCCCCACCCAUCAACACCGCUGCCACUACUUUACAAUCAUCCUUUGACUGUUCCCAGACUUUGUGUGCCGAUUCUACGUGUCGCCGGUCAUUUUUGCCAAAGAGUAAGACAACUGGAAGAUGAGAAGGGACGAGUCAUUUGCCACCCAGGAGAAUCCUGCUGGUUGUCACUCCUUCAUUUUUUUCUUUUGGCUUGGAUUUACAAUCCGCACACCGGCACAAAGACAUUUAAGACUUUUGCUAACACAUCCCACUUCUUGGGGAAGAGAACAUCAUAUGCCUUCCCACCUAUUUCUUGUGGAGUAAUAGUCUUUCCUUUAUGCUUAAAAAAACAAACACCCAUUUUCCUUUGUAAAUGGAGAAAAAAAAAUCCAAGACGGCAUGCUAGUUUUCUACUUCACCGACUUACCUUUAAGUCCUUUUUCAUCCAUUUUGUUUCCCAGUAUACUUUUGUAUGUGCGUAAUACUCCUGUUGAAUGUUAGUACAACGUUGUGUGUUGGAUUUGAGGUGAGGAGCAUAGACAUGUCAGGAUGGUGUUUAUUAUGAUCCAUGAGACAUAUAUUUUCCCUUUGACUAGCAUUUUGGCUCAAGUGAGUGUUAUUGAAGGAAGUUAUUAAAGGCAGAGGAAUCAUUUUGUACUACAUUGCGCUUUAUUCUUUGGAUAAGGGAACAAAUCAGUCUGGGCCAAAACACACACACUCACACACUGUGCUGCCACACCAGCAUCAACACAAUUCCCACUGAGACAAUAUAAAUUGUGUAAAAUGCCUGUUUAUUAAAGCUCCACCAGGACUGUCAAGAGUAAGAUCCUAUGUGAUGAAAUUCCCCCUUCGAGAGUACAUACACACUAAAUUGUGCUGUUUGUGUGUGUUUUAUCACAUUGUUCCACACUGCAAAGGGCAUAAAAGCACAAAGAAUCAUGGGCACUCAGAGCAAAAACAGUAUUCAAGCCGAAAUCAUAAAUUGUGUUCGUGGAGGCGGCAAAAGGUUUCGGUUUCUUCGUUCAUAAUCCCCUGCAACACAUUUGUCCUCCCCUCAUCAUCUUCUUCUUGUCUGGAGGUAAACUCCAAAAACAUUCAAGAAAGGAAGGGAAGGAAAAAGAAAACUCAAAUUAUGUGUGAGCAAAUGUUUAAAAUCCCCAUUGGAACCAAAAAGUAACUGUUGAGACUAUUAGCAACCACUGCCAUACUUGUGUAAUCAUCAAGUAGAACAAAUAAAUCAUUGUUCUGAACAAAUCCAACAAAAGAGGGGAUUUCCCCUGACGAGACGAAUCCCUACUUUUUGACGAAUGAUGUUCCUGGGCAUGCCACACCUCCAUUUUUUCCACCACUCCUAUCCCCGUGUUUGUGCUUCCGGCAGCCAGAGGAUAGUUUGGUGGGAGGAUAGACCGAUCAAAGCUAAAACAGAUAGCUAAGGCCACCCGGCCUCAAGGAAACAUCUAUUUGGGACUGUUUAUCACAUAUUCCCAAGAAGCUUUCACAUCAGUCUGGCUCCUGAAAGACUGGACACAUUGGGACUUGCUUCUUUCUAUAUGUCUGCUGUGGUAACUUCAAGGGAUUUGGCCUCAGGUGGGAAGCACAUGAAACAUCAUUCCAUCUCCAGCGAACCCUUUUCAUUUGUCAGUAUGGAAUUAUUUAUUUCAGUAAUCAUUUAAUAACAUUGUUUCACUUAAACUUGGCCAAAUCUUUGUAAAUUCAUGGAUAUUAUUAAAAUAUUAAUAUUCUGUCUUUGCAUUUUGUCAUACUACUGUCCCAAUAAUUACAUCGAAUUAUAUUGUUUUGUUAGUUUUUACAGCGUUGGUAUAAAGUUUCAUGAAAACACUGUAAUAAAUAUGAACAACUCUCACCAACAGCCAUACAUAACCUCGAUGUUCUCUCAUGUCCUUUAUCAAAUUAAGAGGCCAUAUUUCUCAAGAGGACAUGCAUGAAUGCAUAAAAAUAAUGAGGAAAGAGUUGAACUCAAAUGGAUUUUUCUUUGCAAAAUCUUUCAACUGAUGUUCACUUUUUUUCUUGUUUGGGCAAUUAAUUUUUAAACUUCAGCGAUGUAAAUUUGUAAUCUUUGCAAGUAUAAAUAUAUUUUCCAAGAAGGGUGAAAUAAUUUCAUGUGCAGUUUGCCAGUCCACUUAUAUAUCACAACUAAAUUGAAUUCAGGGCAGCUAACACGCAAGACAUUUUGUUUUUUUGUCCACCUACUGUAUGCAUAGCAAUUUUUAGAUUUACAUAUUUAGUAGGGGUUACUCUUUGUCUCGUCUCAUUGUGCAAUGUGAGUACAGGCUGCUGAACAAAUAAUUGAAAUGUCAUUGCUUUAAACCUCUUAGCAUCUUUAAGAAUCUUUUAUGGCUUUGAUUCCACAUUUUUCUAAACUGAUACACAGCUUGUGUUUUACACAGUGGUGGAUUAAGUACUCACUUUUUUUUUACUUAAGUAAAGGUACAAAUACAGGUGCAAAAAAAUUAAGUACAAGUGUAAGCAUAAGAGUAUAAGAAAAAAAAGUGAAAAAACAAAAGUACUUGCUUUAAAAUUUACAAGUAAAAACUAAAAGUAUUUUCUACCGAUGCAAAAAUUUAAGUAUAUCUUUUCAUGGGACAACUCUGACAAAAUGACACUUUGACACAAUGAAAAGUAGUCUGUGUGCAGCUUAUAUUAUAGAGUUAAUUUAUUUUCCCCACCUGUCUCAUCAGACCAUAGGACAUGAUUCCAGUAAUCCAUGUCUUCAGCAAACUGUUUGCGGGCUUUCUUGUGUACCGUCUUCAGAAGAGGGUUCCUCCUGGGGUGACAGCCAUGCACACCAAUUUGAUGUAGAGUGUCGCGUAUGGUCCGAGCACUAACAGGCUGACCCCCCACCUCUUCAAUCUAUGCAGCACUGCUGACAGCACUCAUGUAAUUAGUCACAUGACAUUUUGGAGGGAAAAUGACAAGCAGUACUUAAUUUGGACAUUUAGGGAUGUUCGUAGUUUCUAAGGGGUGUACUCAGUUUUGUUGCCAGGGGUUUAGAUAUUAAUGGCUAUAUUUUGAGUUAUUUUGAGGGGCGAAUAAAUUAACUCUAUUAUAUAAGCUGCACACAGACUACUUAUCAAAGUGUCCUUUUGUCAGUGUUGUCCCAUGAAAUUAUAUACAGUAUUUAAAUAUCUGCAGAAAUGCGAGGGGUGUACUCACUUUUCUGAUACACUGUAUACAGUAUGUACAUUCAUAUGUAUACAGUAUAUACAGUGGGGAAAAUAAGUAUUUAGUCAACCACCAACUCCUACUUGAAAAUAUUAGAGAGGCCUGUAAUUGUCAACAUGGGUAAACCUCAACCAUGAGAGACAGAAUGUGAAGAAGAAAAAAAACAGAAAAUCACAUUGUUUGAUUUUUAAAGAAUUUAUUUCCAAAUUAGAGUGGUAAUAAGUAUAUGUUCACCUACAAACAAGCAAGAUUUCUGGCUGUCAAAGAGGUCUAACUUCUUCUAACGAGGUCUAACGAGGCUCCACUCGUUACCUGUAUUAAUGGCACCUGUCUUAAUUCAUUAUCGGUAUAAAAGACACCUGUCCACAAUCUCAGUCACUCACACUUCAAACUCCACUAUGGCCAAGACCAAGGAGCUGUCGAAGGACACCAGAGACAAAAUUGUAGACCUGCACCAGGCUGGGAAGACUGACUCUGCAAUAGGCAAAACACUUGGUGGAUCCCGUGGCGUCAAAAUGAUUACAAGAACGGUGAGCAAAAAUCCCAGAACCACACAGGGGGACCUAGUGAAUGACCUACAGAGAGCUGGGACCACAGUUACAAAGGCUACUAUCAGUAACACAGUGCGCCGCCAGGGACUCAAAUCCUGCACUGCCAGACGUGUCCCCCUGCUGAAGCCAAUACACGUCCAGGCCCGUCUGCGGUUCGCUAGAGAGCAUUUGGAUGAUCCAGAAGAGGACUGGGAGAAUGUGUUAUGGUCAGAUGAAACCAAAAUAGAACUUUUUGGUAGAAACACAGGUUUUCGUGUUUGGAGGAGAAAGAAUACUGAAUUGCAUCCGAAGAACACCAUACCCACUGUGAAGCAUGGGGGUGGAAACAUCAUGCUUUGGGGCUGUUUUUCUGCAAAGGGACCAGGACGACUGAUCUGUGUAAAGGAAAGAAUGAAUGGGGCCAUGUAUCGAGAGAUUUUGAGUGAAAAUCUCCUUCCAUCAGCAAGGGCAUUGAAGAUGAGACGUGGCUGAGUCUUUCAGCAUGACAAUGAUCCCAAACACACAGCCAGGGCAACAAAGGAGAGGUUUCGUAAGAAGCAUUUCAAGGUCCUGGAGUGGCCUAGCCAGUCUCGAGAUCUUAACCCCAUAGAAAAUCUGUGGAGGGAGUUGAAAGACCGUGUUGUCCAAUGACAGCCCCAAAACAUCACUGCUCUAGAGGAGAUCUGCAUGGAAGAAUAGGCCAAAAUACCAGCAACAGUGUGUGAAAAGCUUGCGAAGAGUUACAGUAAAUGUUUGACAUCCGUUAUUGCCAACAAAGGGUACAUAACAAAGUAUCGAGAUGAACUUUUGGUAUUGACCAAAUACCUAUUUUCCACCAUGAUUUGCAAAUAAAUUCUUUAAAAAUCAAACAAUGUGAUUUUCUGGGGGGGGGUUUUCACAUUCUGUCUCUCGUGGUUGAGGUUUACCCAUGUUGACAAUUACAGGCCUCUCUAAUAUUUUCAAGUGGGAGAUUAUGCACAAUUAGUGGUUGACUAAAUACUUAUUUGCCCCACUGUAUAUGCAUACAGAGACAAUAUUCACCGAAAGAACCAUAGAAUUUAUUGAUUGCUCAGUUUUGUUUAAAACUGUGCGGAAUGGAAAAAAACAAGCAAUAAAAUUGACUGUACUGCAAACAGAAGUUUAACAAGCUCAAAAACUCAAAAACCAAGCUUAAUGGCAGAUUGUAAGCAACUAUCAGGUGCAUACCGCCACCCACUUUACAAGAGUGUGGUGGUUUUUCAUGGGCAAUAUAAUGUUCACCUGCCUAAUCUUGCUUGUACUCGUCUUGCUGCCUCUUGUGCUCAGUUACAGCAUAGUUGCACAGGGCUUAUCGAUUGCGCCGGAGGCAUGAAAAUGAAACUAUCAAUCACAAUGAGGAAAUAGGAAAACAAACAAAAUUAACGUAUAUCCUAGGCAACAGUUUGAAACGUAGUGGAGUAAAAAGUACAGAUACCUGCUGAAAUUGUAGUGAAGUAAAAGUAAAAAGAAACACUUCAUAUUUGUACUCAAGUAAAGUACAGAUACACAAAAAUGUACUAUGUACAGUAUCGAAGAACCGUAAUUUUCGCACUAUAACGCGCACCUGACUAUUAGCCGCCACCCACCAAAUGUGACACGAAAACGGCAUUUGGUCAUAGAUAAGCCGCACUGGACUAUAAGCCGCAGCUGUUCUCACUGUAUUAUGGAUUUAUUUACACCAAAAGAUAUUAACCGGUAACACUUUAUUUUACAGCAGCAUCAUACGACUGUUGCAAGACCAAAUGAACCCCAAUGAAGCUGUGAACCAAUUGGCUGAAAAGCUUCAUUGCUUCAAGAAGCUUCAUUUGGCCAUCACUGCUCCCUUGAGGUAGACAUUCAACCUUUGCUGCCACCUGCUGUCAACACUGUUGGCAUCCAACAUGCCUCCUAGCAUGCAUUGCAGCACUACAAAUGUAAAUAACAAUCAAAAUUCAUAUUCUCUGCUAAUUAUUUCUUCAGUUACUGUUCCAGGUUUGUUUCAUUAAUUGCUAAUUAUGAUAUUUUGUAACAAUGUAUUUGACAGUGGCGCAAGUAGACUGUUGUAGGACCAUCAUAAUUAUGACAUGACACUGCCGUGACCAUUAUUAAAUUUUUAUGACAGAUAUCCUUUUGAGUCAUCUGGCAAAUUAUCUCACUUUUCAAUGGCUUUAAAAGAUCUGAGCUGGACAAAAAUGGAGUUAGUGACAUAAUUUGCCAGAUGACAGGUAAUGAGAUCUGUCAUAUGCAUUCAUUAAUGCCAAUGAUAGUGUCAUGUCAGAAUUAUGACGGUCUUGUGGCAGCCUUAGGACGCCACUGUCAAAUAAAGUGAUAUCUAUUAACCCAAAUAAAUCAACAAAUAAGCCGCACUGGACUAUUAACUGCCGGAUUGAAAAUGGGGGGGGAAAUGUAGCGCCUUAUAGUCCGAAAAUUACUGUACUUUUACUUCAUUACAUUCCACCACUGGUUUUCCAUGAGAAAACAUAUCAGACCAAUAUAUACUUCUUUCAUUUCCCCUCCUAUCCAAUUUUUAGUUUACAUACAUUAAAGGACUUGUUUUUGAAGGACACUAUUUGAAAAGAGAGGUCUUGGCAAGGAAUUAGACUGACAUGCAGUGACCCCACUGGCCCCGAUUUACUCCAUAUGCUCCAACCCGACAGGUGCUGUCCAUAGCGUGGAACAUGACAGUUGUUGAUAUACAGCACUGGUACGAGUGGGCACGACUCCUCCGCUCGGCCGCUCGCACAAAGGCACUGGCAGACGGGCGGCCUACACACAGUAGAAAGGCUGCUCUGGGAGUCGACCCGAACCCCGGAGGGAUUAAAUAGGCAACAUCUGUGACCGUUCAGUUAGUCAGAUGGCACACUGGCCUGACUGGGGGCAAAAUGUUGAAUGCAUAUUACAGUGUUGUCCAGCCAUCCAUUUUCGAUUCUACCUACAGGGCCAAAAGGCAGGUAGAACAUAAAGUACAAAGCUCAUGCAGGAAGGCUGAGAGUUGAACCCACAACCUUAAGAUUAUGAGGCAGAGCUGUGGUUCCUAGUCAUUGUGCGCAAUGAAAUUAUAAGUGCAAUAGUGAAGUUAAAGGAAAAAAAAAAAAAAAAACAAGCUCUUUAGCAUUGGCACACUUGACGGACAAGCUUGAACGCUGGAUAUGUGAAAUUCUCAUCUCAGCGUGAACUCCCUCUCAACUCUUCACAUCUUUACAGCUUUGUAAAUGCUCCUUUCGCACUCCAACUAUGAAUGUUGUUUCAACAAAAGCUGUUCCAUACUGUUAUUUUUGUACAUUGGCUGUCGCUGUUUAACUGUUUGUUAAUAUUUCCCUACCGCCUUUUUCUCCCCUUAGAUGAUCCACAGUGAGAACAUGACAUGAUUUAAUGUUUGUUUGCUAAGGGAUUAGUCAAAUGCAAUGUUCUUGCAUGAGUACAAUUGGUGCUCUCUCUUAGCACAGUGACAGGAACUAAAGACAAUUAAUUCUGAGUUCAUAAAGGUAGAAAUUUGUCAUGUAGCAUUGGUUAAAUCCUGCAAACGAUAUUCAUUAAAUUUCACACUUGUCAACACACUCCUUCAUAUUAAUAUCUAGUUUCAUGAAAUAAAAUUGUCAGUGCGUGACGCUCCAUUAGGAGUAAUUUUGACUUCAUUAAUCACCUUUUUACAUUUGCACGACAAGUGAUGAUUGCCAAACAGAAGUAGAUGCAAGAAAUAUGGGCCUACCUUUUACUCUUUUAAAAAAAUACAUAAAAUUCCUCUACGCACUCACACAAACCAUUACACUCAUGCAUUUAAUCAUUGUUGAAAUGUCAACCCAUACACAAAGACACUUAAUUGGACAGCAACAAUUAAAAGUUAAAUCGUGAUCAUAACUCUUACUAUUGUGUCAGAGUGUAAUAUUUUAGUGUGAUAAAAUGACAAGAACUGUAAGAUUUCAAGAGAUAGAAAAAUAUUUAAACAAUUUCAGCUUUAUGUUUCAUAUUCCUCAUAAUUUUGUCAGGGCAGAGUAGGUGAAGCCAAUGCGGACCAAAGUGUGACCAGGAAGGCUUCCUCCAGAAGCAGAUGGAGAGCAUAGGGAUUUUUAUUAAACAAUGACAAGGUAUUUGGCAGCUGGCAGGGGUGAUGGGUCAGUCACUGCUGUGGUAGGUGGCUUCUUCUAAACAGCCGGCUUUGAGGGCUUUGCCGGUUGGGUGUCCUGAGGGCAAAAACAGAAAUAAGGACACUGGGUCACUUUCGUAAGUGGUUUAAAUCCGAUCUGGGCCACAUUUUUCCAGAAUGUGGCUGUGGUCUGAACUGUCAAGUUUCCCAAAUUGGGAUUUAUGUAGCAAUUACAUCAGCAAAAACCAAGAGUGGCAGGCAGCAAUGUAGCUGUGCAUUAGCAUUAGCACCUAGCUUAAACUCGGCUUUUACGCAGAAGGCGGGCUUGACCACAGUCAUGAAAAAAUAAAAUGAGGAAAAGGAUAAGCCUGAUAAUGCUAUGUUUUAUUUCUGUGCGCCAAAUGUGCAAUAUUUUAGUAUUGCUUAUAUGGCAGAGUCGGAGCAAACUGUGCGUGCGUUAGUUCUAUGCAAUCCAUAUAAACUUUGAAUAUAAGACGAAACUGGUAUUAUUAAUGUCUGUUAUUUGUGUCGUCUUUUUGGAAAGCAAAAUAUGAUCACCCUGGAAUGAUGCCCAGCCAGCAUGUGUACUCAUUUGCUUUUCAAUUCAAUUAAUUUUUAUUUGUAUAGCCUUAUAUCACAACAAGGUUGUCUCCCAGAGCUUUACAGAGUCAAUUUGAUACACAGUCAGAUAUAGUAGAUGAAUGAGAUGAGUUCAUGUCCUGGGCAUCCCCCAUCCUUAGACCCUCCAUGGCGGCAAGGAAAACCCAGUGGGAAAAGAGAAACCUUGGGGAGAACCACAGUCUGGAGAGAUCCACUCACAGGACAGGCAGACUAUAGAUGCACCAGGACUGAUGAUGGGUGUUAGCAGAAGGAGUUCCACUUUGUAGAGAUGCAAUGGGGUGAGGGAACAUGAGGGUUCCAUCUAGCCAGAUGUCAGGAUAGUCAGGCGGCUGCGGCUGCGGCUGAUAAAAAUAGCCCCUCCCCGGGUGACUAGUGAUGAAGAGACUAAACAACUAGAUAUUAGAAUUAGAAAAGAGAAAUAAAGUAAAGACAAGUGGUAGGUAGAGUAGAAGACAGGGAUUACAUUAUUAAAUGUGGAUUAAAUGUAAUUAGUUUUACUUUUUGGGCUCAUACUUGAACUAGAGUGUGAUCUUUCUGCCACUUCUCCACCUCGGUCAGUGCUUCUCGCUGUGUGAAAGUUCAAGUAACUUCGAGGUGUGAAUUCAUUAAGUCUUACAAAGUCAUCCUGCUGAAGCCAAGUUUCAGUCAGGGCCAAAAUAUGAAUAUUAUAAUCCCCAAUUAUGUCAUUUGCUUUGAUGCUUCUGCACAUGCGGGUCAUCUUGCUCAUUGCGUGUCAGACUGCGAAUUAGUGCGCAUACGUAAUACUUGAAUGGGCUCAGUGGACAAAGGCAGUCUGAACAGGCACGCCAAAAAAACAGAUAGCACAAAAAAUCGUAAUUGUGCAUGACCUGCAGUAUGAACCUAGCCAAAAAGUCAAAAAAGGCUUAGGACCGAUGUACUGCUUGUAACUACCAGAAUCAUCUGGCACCUGCCUGCUGCUCAGGCCACUCCUUAAAAGCAAUGUGCACUGCGAGGACUGUCACACCACCCAGACUGCCAAGACUGAACUAAUGUCACAUGUUAAAGCAGGUAGUGUUACAAAAGUAAAAGUAGAGGAGAGUCUGGGCAAGGACCACCACUUCACUUCACACACACACAUCCAUUGUUCUAAUAUAAUCACAUUAUUCUAGAAUACACCGACAUCUAUCAGAAUGGUGCAAAAGAUGUUUCCUGUACUCAUUGGCUGCCAUUGACGGUGAUAUCUAUCCAUAGCUAUCUAUUUUGACUCUAACUUUCAAUAACAGUGAAUGGGUUUUAACAAUGUCUGAUAAGAUCAGGAAUCUGACUAAAGAAUGUAAAUAACAAAGUAUUAUAACUCCUUACAGGAAGAGCGGCAUUAAAUUUCCUGCUAACUCCACAUUAACACUGAGACGUUCUGUUAGUGUAAUUAUAGAACACUCAAUUCUCUAUUACCGCCAUGACGUUUUUUUUUUUUUUUUUUUUUUGUACAGUUGUCAUUUCAUGUACUAUAUUGUUUCUUUGAACCUACUGAACGCCUCUAGGUACGAUGCUUUGAGAUUUUUCAUGUUAAAACACAAAACGAGCCACUCUAAUUUUUCAUUUCCUCAAGUGUGACAGCUGUUUUUUUUUUAUUCUCAAACAUAGGAGCAGUGUACAUUUAAAUACUUUUUUUUUUUUCUUAAUAACUUGUAACUUUUUCUUGGAAAGAAAAGGUAGUAUUUUCGGGGAAACGCCCACUAAGAGUCGGCGGAAGAACGCUCAUGCAGUAAUUGGCUUUUGUCUGCUGUGGAGAAUUUUCAGAUAAUUGUUUUUCAUGUUUGUUUUUUUCUACCUUUGACACAUGAUUUCUUUAAUCUCCUAAUUCUCCGACCCCCCUGUGCUUCUGCUGAAUAUCUUGAGUUGUGUGCUCUAAAAAUGGUGUGCUUGAUGUUGUGUUCUAAUGGCUGGCCCUAUCUGAUACCUGCCAGCUUUGUUUGUCCUGUGGAGUUCAUUUUUUUCUGCUACAUGUGAAAGAAAAAAGUAGUCUGAAUAAGUGGUAGACCGAACUUGGCUUUCUUGGAAGAAAAAAAAACAACAACUAUAGUAUAUUUUUAAAUAAAGAAAAGAGAGUCCCAAAAUGUCCCAAUGCCACACACUUAUUAUUAUUUUGAUUAGACAUGUUCACUGUAUAUUGUAUAGCAGAGCUAACUGAAAGAUGUACACUCGAUGUUUCUAUUUUUUUCAAGAAAGUGUUUCAUUUAAAUAACAUUUGAACAUGGUACAGCAGUUUCCAUGAGGAGCCUGUGACAAAAUUACUAUUUAAAAAAUAACGUUAAUGACUUUGAAAAAAAAAACUGAGUACAGAGUAGUAGUCAGUGAGGAAGAUAAGGAAAUUAAAGAACAAAAACAGAAACAAGUGUGGCAAUGUGUUUUUGUAAGCAGCUUGAUCCCACUUGAAACCAAUUGUUCUUAAGUCCCAUGUGUGAUUAUGAGUGGAGUUUAUUGUGGCUUUUCAACCUUUUUUUUCACCACUGUUCCUUCUAUGCAAAAAAUAUAGAAUAUAUAAAUAUAUACAUGACCUUUAGCCUUUGUACAGAUUAUUUUCUAUGAGUAACGUCAUCAAAUAAAGUGAACCAAAUCAAAUGUGAAAGCAGUGAAUUUUUUGGUGCGUGUGAUCUAAUAUAAAUUGCAUUCUUGGAAUAAGUAAUAAACAGCAAAAUGAAUAAACUCCGGGAGAAUGGCAUGUUUAUUAAAAUUGGUAUCAGCUGCAGACCGGCUGUGACAUCACAACUUGCGUUGUUUACACCACAUUUGAGUAAGCCUGCUUUUUAAAAAUGUAUCGGUCGGAACUGCAACUGUGUCAGGCUGUCAGCAUCAAAGGAAUGUCCAAUCCAUUUUGACUGGUUCGUUCAUUCCCCCUUCCGAGUCAAAGUGGAUUGGACAUCUAACACCGCGUGGUGUUGAAACGUGAGGAUUCACAGCCAGUCCUUCGUUUUGAUCAAUUGUAUGUCUAUCGUUGUCAAUGGCAUGCAGUGAGUUAAAUACUGUGAAAUAAUAUUUUUUUUAAAUGUCAAUUUUAGUAUUACUUGUGGCCGUAAUCCGUGUGUAUAUCUGUUUAUAUUCAUUGUAAUUUAAUUUAAAUUCCCAUGUCAUAAAUUAAAACUGUUGACACCAUAAGGACACUCAGAUUUAUAUUCUCCAUGUCUAAGCAGCUAAACUGGACAGGUAAAAAUAAAUAAAUACA